This is a messenger RNA of Panicum virgatum (switchgrass), 989 nucleotides long. RefSeq names its product replication protein A 14 kDa subunit-like. Gene Ontology annotation, molecular function: DNA binding. Bases 186 to 506 code for a protein of 106 amino acids. Lineage: Eukaryota; Viridiplantae; Streptophyta; Magnoliopsida; Poales; Poaceae. The record is from RefSeq and is a predicted model, not a curated record. Gene Ontology annotation, cellular component: nucleus. Gene Ontology annotation, biological process: DNA repair; DNA replication; DNA recombination. The transcript has 3 exons.
UUGGCAACAGCAGCGGCGACUCGCCAAAACCCUCGCCGGCUUCGGCUCCGUUUCUUCCCCCUUUCCCUUUCUCUGUCUCUCCCCUCCCUUGGUCUUCCUUUCCUGGCGGCGCCGACUGGGCGAGCGGCGGCGCCAUUCGUCACGUCUUCGCCGGGCCCUCCGCCGGCGACGAACACUCACCAGAGAUGGACACAUCAAGCCCUGCAGCAUUCGUCAAUGGAGAGAUUCUGAAAAUGUUUCUUGGGCGAAGAGUGCGCACGGUGGUUCAAGUCCAACGCAUUGAAGGUGGAAUGGUUGUCGGCCAGUCCACUGAUGGGCGUCUGUUGACUAUCAAAAGUGCCAUGGACAUUCCUGUAUCGCACUUCAUGGAGGUUUAUGGAAUUGCUGAAAACGACCAGACCAUCCGCGCUGAAGUUUGCACAGAUUUUGGUCCCAACUUUGAUGCCAAGGCAUUUGAUGGGUUGUGCAAGCUCGCAAGUGACAAGUUCAAGCAUCUGUUCCUGUAGAGGUCAUCAUUGUUCGGAGGACCUUUGGCCGACUAAAGCUUUUUCAAUGCUGAUGACGUCUCUAGAUUUAAGAUUUUGCUAAAUGUUCUGGCAUUGAGCCCAGUACUGUUACUUAAAAGUCAGUAUUGGACAGCUAUUAGUACGUAUUAACCCAAGCAGUGUUAGGACUAUGAAGACAAGCGAAAUCUAUCUAGUCGAAGAACUUAUGGUCUUUCCUGCUUCUAAGCAAAGCAAAUCUAUGCUUUAUGUUGCUGUCACGUGCAUUUGGAUCCUGAGAAGUUGCCGUAAUGGUCAUGCAGCUUGAUGUGUGCUAAUUGCAUGAGAUACCUGAAGAAAUUGUGGUUUGAUGUUGUGGUCUGACACCUAAUUCAGACAUGUGAAUCUGUAUUUCAGGUUCAGGAGCUACUAAACUUCAGUAGUAUCAAAGCUGCUAGAUCCUGAAACCCUAUUUUCUGUUGAAAUUAUUGGGUUUAAUGCUUGUGA